UUUCUCAUAGUAACAUUGCACAUAGGAUACUCGCGAAAACAAAAUGCUGAAGACCUUAUGCCUGCUGGGCGCCCUAGUCGCGUGGUGCAAUGGACUCGUUAUCAGCGGUUAUAAUGGAGGAAAUGAUGGCGUAUAUGAUUAUGCAGGGUUAGAAGAUUAUGAAGGGCAUGCAGUUCUUCCAACAGUUGCAGUACCAGUGCAUUCGGUUUCUGCUUCCCCACUUCAUCUCACAGCACAAGAUAUACAUGCUUAUAAUCAUUAUCCUGAACAUCAAUUACAACAUGAACAUCACCAUCACCAGGAGCCGGACCAUGAUUAUUAUUCUCAUCCAAAGUACACCUUCAAUUAUGGAGUCCAUGAUCCACACACUGGUGACGUAAAGACGCAACACGAAGUUCGCGACGGUGAUGUAGUACAUGGAUCAUAUAGUGUGAACGAACCCGAUGGCAGUGUGAGAAUUGUUGAAUACACAGCAGAUGAUCACAAUGGAUUCAAUGCAGUCGUGAAAAAAGUUGGGCCCGCAGUUCAUCCGGCACCGGUUCCGGUCCAUAAAUAUGUACAUGCGGCGCCUGCGUAUUACGGCUACGAAUUUGAUAAACAACAUUACUAAUUCAAAUUUAAUCUAAUCUAAUUUUAAUCCUAAUUUCGCUCAUUAACCUAUCGUGCAUGUACAAAGUAUAUUUACGUAUUUAAUUUCGAAAAACUAAUAUGAAGUUCUUCAUUUCCAACCAUUAGGAUCCUCUUUUAUUCCUAAUAUUCAAGAUUCUUUUCCAUUCACAAUCUUUAAGAUUCUUCUCAAUUCCCAAUCUUUCAGAUUCUACUGUUUUCCAGCCUUUAAGAUUCUUCUCAUUUCUAAAUAUCCGAGACUCUAUACUAUUCACAAUCUUAAAGAUUCUUUUGCACUCUCAAUCUUUAAAUUCCUUUUAAAUUCUCAACCUUUAAGAUUAUUUUCAAUUCCUGAUUCUUGAAGAUUCUUCGCAUUUUUCAUUCUUCUAGAUUCUGCAGUUUUCCUAUUCUUUAAGAUUAUUUUUAGAUCCAAAUCUUCCAGAUGUUUCUGUAUUUUGAAUCUUCAAGAUUAUUUUGUAUUUUUAAUCUUAAACGAUUUUUUUGCAUUCUCAACCUUUGAGAUUCUUUUGCACUUCCAAAUCAUUAAUAUUCUUCGCAAUUCCCAAUCUUCUAGAUUCUACAGUUGUUCCAAUCCUUAAGAUACCUCCUCAUUCCCAAUCUUCAAGAUUUUUUUAAAAAUUCACAGUCUUCAAGAUUCUUUUCAAUUCUCAAUCUUCCAUAUACUACUAUUUUACCAAUCUUCAAAAUUUUUCUUAUUUCUAAAUAUUUAAGAUUCUCCUUCCUUCCCAAUCUUUAAGCUUCUUUUGCAUUCCCAAUCUUUGAAAUCUUUUAACAUUCUCAAGCUUUAAGAUUCUUUGAAUUCCCGAAUCUCCAACAUUCUUCGCAAUUCUUAAUCCUCCAGAUUUUAAGCUUUUUCCAAUUUUGAAGAUUCACUACCAUAUCUUCCAGAUUCUUCUUCAUUUUCAAUCUUUGAGAUUUUUUCGCAUUCCCAAUGUUUAAGAUUCAUUUUGAUUCCUAAUCUCCAAGAUUCUUUUCAAUUCGCAAUUCUCAAAAUUCUUCUUAAUUCCCUAUCUUCUAGAAAUCCUGAUACAUUCUUAACAUUUGCGCUUGUUUUAGAUUCCCAAAUCUUGAAGAUUCUUUGCAAUUCUAAAUCAGAUAAAUAAUACAGUUUUUCUAAUCUUCAAGAUUCUUUUCAGUUCUAAUUCUUCUAGAUUUUUCUCCUAUUUUCAAUCUUCAAGAUUCUGUACUGUUCGUCAUUUUUAAGAUUGUUUUCGAUUCACAGUCGUCAUGAUUCUUCUCAAUUCUCAAUCUUCCAGAUUCUUCUGUUUUCUCAAUCUUCAAGAUUUUCCUCAGUUAUAAAUAAUUCAGAUUAUUCUAUAUUCCCAAUUUGCAAGAUCCUUUUGUAUUUACACUUUUUAAAAUCCUUUUUCAUUCUCAAUCUUUAAGAUUAUUUUCAAUUCUCUAAUCUUCGAGAUUCCAAAUCUUUCAGAUUCUUCUCCGUUUUCAAUCUUUAAGAUCCUUCCCUAUUUCUAAUCUUCAAGAUUCAUUCCCAUUUUCUAAUCUUUAAGAUUCUUUGUUCCCGAUCAUAAAAAUUCUUCUACUUUCCCAAUCUUCAAGAUUCUUCUCCACUUGAAAACCUUCUGGAUUGGUUGAAAAGAAGUAUCUCUAGACUAAUGUCAUAUAUUUUAAUAAUUGAGUAAAUCGCAGUGAAAAGAAAGCGUCGAAAUAGCGGUUCUAAGGAUAUGACUUCUCUAUUUAAAAAGCAUUCCUGUAAUGAAAAUGAGAGGAAAGUUCAUUAGUAAUUGAAAAUCUUGCGAAAGUGAUUUCGUGUAAAUUUCGAAACUUUAGAUAAGUUUAUUUCUAGAAAAUCACUUAAUCUAAAAUUGACUGAAUAAUUAACCAAUUUCGCUAUGUAUUGUAUGGACAUUUUGUAUCUAUAUGUGAAGUAAAUUGUACA
Molecule: messenger RNA, 2524 nt
Organism: Belonocnema kinseyi
Lineage: Eukaryota; Metazoa; Arthropoda; Insecta; Hymenoptera; Cynipidae
Gene: CPR6
Product: cuticle protein 19-like
Exons: 3
Coding region: 44-610 (188 amino acids)
Cellular component (GO): extracellular matrix
Source: RefSeq, a predicted model, not a curated record